ACCGUUUCUCUAUCGAAGAUAAACAACAACACAUCAUCAUCCCAUCAUGCUUAUGAACGAACCGUCUCCAUCACCUUUCGACUAAAGUUGCACCCUUAGCAGCCGGAAACCCACCCCGCAUGAGGCUACAGUGAGGCUUACACGAUUGCCCUGCCCACUGAAUGCGUCAAUCUUCCAUUUCUAGCGCCAGUCAGCCCGAUCCAGGCGCCGUGCCGCCGCGUCGAGCCGACAAACUGUCCGACCUCGACAACACUGCCGCCGCCGACACCAAGCCCCACGCUCUCGCGCACGAAGUAUCGAAUUCCUAGGUUUCCGUUGCGCCGAGGCGACGGAGGAGGAUUUGCCUACGUCGUUCGCAAAAUGGCCGACUCUAUCGACCGAGUCUUUGUCCAUGCCCUCAAUACAGUCAAGAAGAUCCCCAAGACGGGGGCCGCCCGGCCGCCGCCGUCGGACCGCAUGCGGCUCUAUGGGCUCUACAAGCAGGCGAUGGAGGGCGACGUGGACGGCGUGAUGGAGCGGCCCUCGACGGCAGGGUCGGGCCUCGGCAUAGGCGGCAGCAGCAGCACCCGCGACGAGAUCGCCCGCGAGCAGGACAAGUGGGACGCGUGGAACUCGCAGAAGGGCCUCAGCCGCACCGAGGCCAAGCGACGCUACGUCGAGGCGCUCAUCGAGACGAUGCACAAGUACGCAAACACGCCCAACGCCCUCGAGCUCGUGGCCGAGCUUGAGUUUGUCUGGAACCAGGUCAAGAGCAAUAGCCCCAGCUCGUCCGGCGAAGAGUCAUCCUCGUCGGCCCAUAGCAGGGGCGGCGGGGGCGGCGACGGCUCCGGGAUAGGCAUCCGCCGAUUCCAGCAGGCGCAGAGUGGCGCCGACGGUCCCAUGAAAGUCCUGAGCCCGAUGAGCGAGGAGGAUGCGUCGGAGCAGCGCCUGAUGGAGGUGGCCGAGCUGGAAGGCGACGAGAUCCCCGACGACUACGCUCGGAGGAACGACAAGCGGUCCAAGAGGAUGGAGCGCGCCAUAGUAAGGCUCUCGGCAGAAAUCGCCGCGCUGCGCGAGCAGAUCGCUACGGGCCGCGAGUGGAGGUCCCGCAAGGAGCGCAGCUUGGCUGCCUGGCUCGAAUGGGGCAUGUGGCUGGUCACAAAACACUUCGUCGCCGACUUCAUCGUCCUCGCCGUCAUCCUCCUCUGGAUGCGGAAGCGAAAGGACAGGAGGCUAGAGGACUACGCCCGAGGAACCGCGAGACUCAUUCGGGAGUACUUGAGGAAAAUCUUGCCGUCGCGAUGAGCCCAGAUCUGUUCGUCACAUCUUGGUUGUUGAUA
Molecule: messenger RNA, 1319 nt
Organism: Lasiosphaeria miniovina
Lineage: Eukaryota; Fungi; Ascomycota; Sordariomycetes; Sordariales; Lasiosphaeriaceae
Product: acyl CoA binding protein-domain-containing protein
Exons: 2
Coding region: 361-1284 (307 amino acids)
Biological process (GO): fatty acid metabolic process
Molecular function (GO): fatty-acyl-CoA binding
Source: RefSeq, a predicted model, not a curated record